CUCCUUCCAGCCGCUUAGUCAGGGCGAAGAAGAGAGUGAGCGAGGCAGCGGCCCGACACCACCCCAAGCUAUGGCAGCCAUUAGAAAGAAGCUAGUGAUUGUGGGAGAUGGUGCCUGUGGGAAGACUUGCCUCCUUAUUGUGUUCAGCAAGGACCAGUUCCCAGAGGUCUACGUACCAACUGUCUUCGAAAACUACAUCGCUGACAUUGAAGUAGAUGGGAAGCAGGUGGAGCUGGCCCUUUGGGACACAGCUGGGCAGGAAGACUAUGACCGGCUGAGGCCCCUCUCUUACCCAGACACUGAUGUUAUCCUUAUGUGUUUCUCAAUUGACAGUCCAGACAGUUUAGAGAACAUACCAGAGAAAUGGACACCAGAAGUGAAACAUUUUUGCCCAAAUGUGCCCAUCAUCCUUGUGGGAAACAAGAAGGACUUGAGGAAUGAUGACCACACCCGCAGGGAGCUGGCGAAGAUGAAACAGGAGCCAGUGAAACCAGAGGAAGGGAGAGACAUGGCAAACAGAAUCAAUGCUUUUGGGUACCUGGAGUGCUCAGCCAAGACGAAGGAUGGUGUGAGGGAAGUGUUUGAAAUGGCCACUCGGGCUGCCUUGCAAGUCAGGAAAAACAAAAAACGCAAAGCCUGUCCCCUCUUCUAACAAGGGAGCGUUGGCGAAGGAAGUGACUGUGUUGUCUGAACUGUAUCUGUAUUUUUCCGCACACUUCACGGAUGCAAGUUUGGGGUGAGGAGAAGGGCUGUUGGCUCUGUCUGGAGUAAGAAUUUAAAAUGCCUGUCAUGCCCUUUGCCACCCCCUCUUCAUAGUAGCUAGGGCUGCCUGGGGGUCCUUGUGGUCUCUCUCUGGGCCAUGUGCUCAUGGUGUCCUCUCCAGCACCUCCUGUGCUUGAGGACCAGAUGUCUCUUGAGAUCUCUCCGUAAACACUGUUGUUUUGUAUAGGGUAAGCAGUGCACCUGAAUUAAUUCUGCAUUGCUGCUUGCUCCCAUUUUAUACUAAUCUUACAGUUCAAUGCCUGGUAUAAAUUCAUGUAACGUAUCCUGUCUUCCCAUUCUUGCAAAUUAAGGAAGCUACAUUUGAUUGCUGAAUAUUGCAGUCAGUGGAGUCCUGCCCUUAUUAAGAUAUGCAGCACGUGCACCUACCUCUCUACACAAACUUGUCAAGGCAAGUGGGAAGCCUGGCCAAAAUGCCCACCUAUAUUUCUGCGACGAGCUGAGCUCUGCUGUGGUCAGGAAUGCUCUUUACUCUUUUUGGUGUUCGGGCAGUGCCUUGUAUAUAAACGAUACUGUAUUCUCUCUGCUUCCAUUAAAUUAAA
Messenger RNA from Gekko japonicus, 1322 nucleotides. Its product is annotated as rho-related GTP-binding protein RhoC. Gene Ontology annotation, molecular function: GTPase activity; GTP binding. The record is from RefSeq and is a predicted model, not a curated record. Gene Ontology annotation, biological process: small GTPase-mediated signal transduction. NCBI's taxonomy places the organism in Eukaryota, Metazoa, Chordata, Lepidosauria, Squamata, Gekkonidae. Gene Ontology annotation, cellular component: neuron projection. The coding region runs from base 71 to 652 and encodes 193 amino acids. The transcript is spliced from 5 exons.